AAAACAUACGCCACUUCCGGCGUCUAGCCGGUCGAGGCCGGGUGGCAGUUGGGGGAGGUCUCGGGCGCUCCAGCUGCCAACCGUGAGCGAGCUGUCCGCGCUCGGGCCCCGGAUACGGCGUGCGUGCUCGCUGGGCGGGAGCGGAAGCGGAAGCGCUCGCCUCAGGCUUGCGACGCGGCCAAGACUGCGUUCUCCGCCGGUCAAGGCUGGAGUCAUCUGUGUGGAGCAUUCACCCUCCCGGGGCACGGCAGGCCGCUUUCCUGAAAGCAGAUAUUUCCAUCUAAAUUCACCUGUGUCAGCGUGUUAUGAUGCCGUCUCGUACCAACCUGGCUACUGGAAUUCCCAGUAGCAAAGUGAAAUACUCAAGACUCGCUAGUACGGAUGAUGGCUACAUUGACCUUCAGGGAGAAACUCACUGCUAAAGCCAGCAGAUUGUGGGAAUCUUCCUUCUUUCCUGAUGUCAUGAGAUCCAAUUUAUUAAAGUUUAAGAAAAGCCCUCCUAAGAUCCCAUAUAAGGCCAUUGCGCUCGCUACAGUGCUGUUUUUGAUUGGCGCCUUUCUCAUUAUCAUAGGCUCCCUCCUGCUGGCAGGCUAUAUCAGCAAAGGGAUUUUGUUCUCAGAUAACAAGAUGCUUCUUCCUUUGAGCCUCAACAAACUUCUCUCAGAUCCUAUGAGGGGGCAGACCGGGCUGUUCCUGUCCUGAUCAUUGGCAUCCUGGUGUUCCUGCCAGGAUUUUACCACCUGCGCAUCGCCUACUAUGCAUCCAAAGGCUACCGGGGAUACUCCUAUGAUGACAUUCCAGACUUUGAUGACUAGCACCCACCCCAGCACUGAAGAAAAAAGUCACAGAUGGAAAUGAGCCCAGCUUUAAGACAUUGAGCAGAAACUAUGACUAAGGGCUAAGGAGUUCUGCAGUUUGCAGAUGUUUAACAAAACAGUGGCCAGAUUUUAUGGGUCCAUCCUGAAAGAUGUUAACUAAGCUCACAAGUAACUGUCAUUCGGGCAUUCUCUUAUUUUUCAUUUUCUGGCCCUGGCAAAAAGCUCCUGACAAAGUUUUUCUGAAUGAAUAUGCAUCAUGGGAGAGGAGCAGUUAAUUGUAUGGGAAAGUGGGAGGUUAUUCUGUAGUGGAAAGUGUUCUGCCACCACCCUUUUUAGAGUUGAGCAUUCUUUUAAAUAGUCCUCAUGGUCAGAAUGUUCUUAUGGCAAAUGGAAGAAUGCGAUAUGUCAGAUUUCUUAUUACUAAGUAAUUUAUUUUGAAAAUAAGUGUCUUCUCCCCAUACUCUUUAACUUUGUGUUCCAGUGGAAGACCUUGGCACAAUCAAAUAUCAGUGUGGUGCAUCUAUAAUAUUUUUUACUUCCUUUCUUAUUAACAACAACUAGGAAUUUUUUAAACCUCAAAGCAAAUUUUCAAAAUGUAAACACUCUUCUCUGUACACCAAUCCUUGGCCAGCUCUGAUCUGGCCUACUGAUAGGUUGGCCAGCAUAAAAUUUGGAUCAUUCUGUCCUGUGUAGAUCAAAAUGUUCUUAUAUCGUACCUUUAUGGACUAGACUUUUGGCUGCUUCCUAAGGAAAAAAUGUAGACGAAUGGUUAUUAUUUAGAGUUUAUAAUCCCAUUGUUGACACCUUGUAUUAAUGUCAUUCUGCUGAAGAUUUUAAGAAUUGGCCUGGAUCUCUAGAGAACUGGACUGUCUUAGCUUGAUCUGCCUCCUAGCUUGCAAAAAGUGACUUGUAUUCAAAAGAAAUUAAAAUGUCAAAAUCUAAA
Molecule: messenger RNA, 1761 nt
Organism: Bubalus bubalis (water buffalo)
Lineage: Eukaryota; Metazoa; Chordata; Mammalia; Artiodactyla; Bovidae
Gene: TMEM230
Product: transmembrane protein 230
Exons: 6
Coding region: 382-702 (106 amino acids)
Biological process (GO): synaptic vesicle transport
Cellular component (GO): synaptic vesicle; endomembrane system
Source: RefSeq, a predicted model, not a curated record